Molecule: messenger RNA, 1065 nt
Organism: Candidula unifasciata
Lineage: Eukaryota; Metazoa; Mollusca; Gastropoda; Stylommatophora; Geomitridae
Source: the annotation of a GenBank genome assembly
AUGAACAGUCUUCUAAAAGCAGUGCAAGCCAACAGCACGCGAAUGUUGGCAGAACUCUUGAACGGGCCUACGUCUGCUGGAGAGGUGCAAGGCGCCCUGUUCUACGCUUGCCAGGAAGGUCUGGCAGACUGUGCCAGGUGUUUGUUGCAGCAAGGAGCAGCGGAUCCAAACACCAGGAACGUCAGUGGAAAUACGCCCUUGUACUUGGCCGUCAAGGAGGGACACACAGAUGUGGUGGCCGCCUUGUGUGAAGCUGGUGCCAAGGUGGACGCUACAGUCGGGAACAACACGGCCCUGCUUGCGGCAGCCAAAUGGGGAAGGGACGAUUGCAUGGAGAUACUUUUAGAACGUGGCUGCAGUAUCAACGUUGCGGACUCCACUGCCAGCACCGCUUUGAUCUUGGCCGUGAGAAACAAAAACUACGUCGCCAUUGGUAACCUGAUCAGGGGAGGCUGUGAACUUGACUGCCGGGACAACCAAGGUCGGACUGCACUCCAUUAUGCCUGUCAUACGGCGGUGGCCGUUGAUCAGUUGUUACGAGCAGGUGCGAGUGUGAACGUGCGCGAUGACCAGGGUUGUACCCCCUUGCUGAUGGCUGCCAGUGAGGGGCUAGAGCGUGUUGUGCACAGUCUGUGUCAGUGUCCGGGCAUUGAUGUCAACAUCCCCAAUCUCUGCGUCCAGAAAACUCCACUGCAUUUACUAGCGUAUAAAGGCCAUUUAAGAUGUGUUCAAGAUCUCAUUGUUGCCGGGGCGGAUACCAAUCUGCUAGAUUCAGAGUCCAGAAGCCCUUUGUGGUACGCUGUGGCCAACGGCCACCGUGAUAUAACUGCCCUGUUGCUUCGGGCAAAUGGUCACGUGGAUACAAACCAGUGUCCAGAGAAACAUCCUGCCCACGCUUGCCCCGUGAAACUUGCUAUAGAGAAGGGUCGUGUGGAUAUCCUCAAGCUGUUUAUUCUCAGUGGGUACGACAACAAACACAUCCGAGAGUAUCUGGCCUCCCCGGCAGUGCAGCUACUUUUCGCUGAUAACCAGGUAACUCACUGGCUACAUCAUGCCCAAGAGUGA